AUGAAGUAUCGAUGGCAUGCGGGAGCUUUUCUACUGGGAACUGCCACUGCUAGGAGCCUUCGCGAGCUCGAGUCUCUGUAUCUCGAAGGAACGACACCAGACACCGCCCGUAUUGGUGGCCAGGAUGUUCCGACACUGUCACAGGCUUUGCCACAAGGCCAGCCUAUCGACCGUUCUGGAUGGCAACUUCAAUGUUCAACGGUUCAGAGUGGUCAUGACUGCGAUCAAGCAGUUGAUGAUUCGACCAACACAUUCUGGCAGAGUGCAGCCAGCAGUGACGCUCAGACUAUCACUGUUAACUUGGGGCAAGAACGGGUCGUGAAUGGGUUGACAAUGGUUCCCAGGCAAGAAACAAAGGAGGAGUAUGAGAAACCGGCGAACCUCAUCACAAAACAUCAAAUACAACUCAGUACUGAUGGCGAAAACUGGAAUGAGGUCUCAUAUGGAACCUGGUGGGACACCGGCAAGGCCCAGCGAAUGUCGUCGUUUCAGCCUCAAAAAGCCAAAUACGUGCGUCUGUCUGCUCCUGCUACCGAUGCCAUCGCAAUUGCAGACCUGCAAGUCUAUGAAACAAAGUUUAUUCCUCCAAACCCUGCCUUGGGUGCUUGGGGCCCAACAAUUGAUUUGCCCCUGGUUCCUGUCGCUGGGGCCGUGGAUCCUAUUUCCGGCGCGGUGGUGACAUGGUCGGCUUGGGGCUACAAUAUUUUCGUUGGCAGCCCGGGUGGCGAUACACAGACAGCUACUUGGUAUCCCAAGAAGAACUCAGUAAGCCCGAGAGAUGUCGAAGAAACGCACCACGACAUGUUCUGUCCUGGUAUCUCGACCGACGAAAACGGCAAGAUCGUCGUCACUGGAGGAACCGAUCAAAGUCGGACCAGUAUUUACAACACAACUGUUGAAAAUUGGUUCGAAGCAGCGGCCAUGAAUAUCGAACGUGGCUACCAGGCAACUUCGACGCUAUCCGAUGGGCGUAUCUUCGCCAUUGGCGGUUCAUUCAGCGGCGGAGUUGGUGGUGCGGACGGUGGCGAGCGUGUUGCUGCGCAGGGCAAAGACGGUGAGAUCUACGACCCUAUAGCCGAUGAAUGGACUGAGAUCCUUGGAGCAAAGGUCUCGGCUAUGCUUACCAACGACAUCCGUACCUACCGACAAGAUAAUCACGGCUGGUUAUUCGCUUGGGCUAACGGCACUGUGUUCCAAGCCGGUCCCAGUAAAGCGAUGAACUGGUAUGGUACAUCGGGAAACGGCACCACCACUUCUGCUGGAGAUCGCACUGGUGAUGAUGACGCUAUGUGUGGAAACGCAGUCAUGUAUGACAAAGGAAAGAUUCUUUACUUUGGUGGCUCUCCCAAUUACGACAACAGCACUGCGACGAUCAAUGCUGGCAUCAUCACGAUUGACCAGCCCGGGGAGAGUGCGUCUGUCGAAAAGGCAGGCGUUGAUGGAAUGCAUUACAAGCGCACUUUUCACUCCUCUGUUGUUUUACCAGACGGCUCGGUGUUUGUUAAUGGUGGCCAGGAUGUCGGGCUUCCUUUCGAUGAAAGUGGCGCGCAUUUGACGCCGGAGCGAUUCAUACCCGGUGCUAAUGGCGGAGGCGAGUGGAUUGAACAGCAAAAGAACAGCAUCGUCCGAGUCUAUCACAGUCUAUCGCUGUUGCUUCAGGAUGGCACAGUAUUCACUGGUGGCGGCGGUUUGUGUGGAAAUUGUAGCGCCAAUCAUUUCGACGGUCAAAUUUACACGCCCCCAUACCUGCUGAACGAUGAUGGAACCGUGAAGACAGACCGUCCUGUGAUCAAAAAUGCAACACCGGAGGUCAAGUCUGGCGAUACCGUCGAAGUCACUACUGACGGUGACGUUGACGAGAGAGCGUCGAUAAUCCGCUAUGGCUCGGCUACUCACACUGUCAACACUGACCAACGACGCCUUGCUGUCAAAUUGACAAAGGACGGAUCCAAUAAGUACAAGUUCCAGAUACCUGAGGCAGGCAUCGCCCAGCCCGGGUAUUAUAUGCUCUUUGUCCUGAAAGAUGGCGUUCCCAGCCACUCGGUGAAUGUUCGAGUAUCGGUUUAA
Messenger RNA from Penicillium waksmanii, 2067 nucleotides. RefSeq lists its product as uncharacterized. The record is from RefSeq and is a predicted model, not a curated record. The coding region runs from base 1 to 2067 and encodes 688 amino acids. Lineage: Eukaryota; Fungi; Ascomycota; Eurotiomycetes; Eurotiales; Aspergillaceae. The transcript has a single exon.